CUUCCUUCUCUUUCUCUCUCCAAACCCACAUUCCAUUUCCGUUUCCAAUCCCAAUCUCUCUUCACUGUUCUCGCCUCUUCUUCCUCAAGACGACACCGUAAAGUUCCCGCUCUCUAUCUUGGUCGCAGAAACAUCACCAGAGAAACCACGAAGCCAAUGGAAGUGGAAGAAACCACCUCCGUUGGUGUUGGUUUCAACAAGAAAAGAGCUGAAGGCAGAGACAAGAAUGAUUUCCCCAAGAAGCACUUGCAAUUGAAAUCUCGCAAGUUAAAUCCCAUCAAUACCAUAUCAUAUGUGCAGAUAUUGGGAACUGGAAUGGAUACUCAAGAUACUUCACCUGCAGUACUGCUUUUCUUUGAUAAACAAAGAUUUAUAUUCAAUGCAGGGGAGGGACUACAACGGUUUUGCACGGAGCAUAAGAUAAAGUUAUCAAAGAUUGAUCACAUAUUUCUUUCUCGAGUCUGUUCUGAGACUGCGGGUGGGCUUCCAGGUUUACUGCUUACUUUGGCUGGCAUAGGAGAAGAGGGGAUGUCUAUCAAUGUAUGGGGCCCUUCAGAUUUUAAGUAUUUAGUAGAUGCCAUGAGAUCUUUUAUUCCCAAUGCUGCCAUGGUUCACACAAGGAGCUUUGGGCCCAUCUUCAGCACUGAUGAGUCCACUGUGCUGUGUCAAAGUAAGCUUUUGGAUCCCAUUGUUCUUGUUGAUGAUGAGGUGGUCAAAAUAUCGGCCAUUAUCCUACAACCAAACCUCUCUGAAGGUCAAUUCCUGACACCUUCUGAGAGUCCUUCACAAAAGAGGAUGGAUCAUAGUCCAGAGACCCUUGACUCCUCCAAUGGAAAAAAGCAGCCUGCCUCAAAGCCUGGUGAUAUGUCUGUAGUAUAUUUUUGUGAACUGCCUGAGAUCAAGGGAAAAUUUGAUCCAGAGAAAGCUAAGGCCCUUGGUCUCAAACCUGGGCCAAAGUAUCGUGAACUGCAACUUGGAAAUUCAGUGAAAUCUGAUCGCCAGAAUAUCAUGGUUCAUCCAAGUGAUGUCUUGGGUCCUUCUGUUCCUGGUCCCAUUGUACUCCUUGUCGAUUGCCCAACAGAAUCUCAUUUGGAAGCAUUAAUGUCUGUACAACCACUUGCUAGUUAUGGUGAUCAAGUGAGCAACCUGCCAGAGGCUAGUAAGAGUGAGACGUGUGUAAUUCACUUAACUCCUGCAUCUGUUGUAAGUUGUUCAAAUUACCAAAAAUGGAUGAAGAAAUUUGGUUCUGCACAGCAUAUCAUGGCUGGACAUGAAAAGAAGAAUGUAGAGAUUCCCAUUUUGAAAUCUAGUGCAAGAAUUGCAACACGACUUAAUUACUUGUGUCCUCAACUCUUUCCAGCUCCAGGAUUUUGGUCUCUUUCAAAUCAUAAUUGCUCAAAAUCGGGCUCUCUUGCUUCAAGUGAGGGUUCUUGUUCAGAACUUUCUGAAGCCAUUUCUGCUGAAAAUCUUCUCAAGUUUACUCUGCGUCCUUAUGCUCAUAUUGGGUUGGAUAGAACUUGUAUUCCAACUACAGUGGCUUCCUCCGAAAUCAUUGAUGAGUUACUAUCAGAGAUUCCAGAGGUUGUGGAAGCAGCUCAGCAUGUAAGUCAGCUCUGGCAACAAUCCAGUCAGACAAAGGAAGAUUUAAUACCUGUGGCAGAUCAUAAGAUGAUGAUUGAGGAGCCAUGGCUGUGUGCAGAUGGUAUUCCUGCUUGUUUGGAAAAUAUAAGGAGAGAUGACUUGGAGAUAGUUCUUCUUGGAACUGGGUCAUCCCAACCAUCGAAGUACCGAAAUGUAAGCUCAAUAUAUAUAAAUCUUUUUUUCAAGGGAAGUUUGCUUUUGGAUUGUGGUGAAGGAACCUUGGGACAACUUAAAAGAAGAUAUGGUGUAAGUGGUGCUGAUGAUGCUGUGAGAGCUUUAAGGUGCAUUUGGAUUUCACACAUUCAUGCCGAUCACCAUACUGGCUUGGCUAGGAUUCUUGCUUUGCGCCGUGAUUUGCUGAGAGGGGUGCCUCAUGAACCAGUUCUUGUUGUAGGACCAAGACUGCUUAAGAGAUAUUUAGAUGCAUACCAAAGACUCGAAGAUUUAGAUAUGUUGUUUCUUGACUGCAAGCACACCACGGAAGCUUCAUUGGAUGCUUUUGAGGAUGGCUUCCAUGGAGUUCCAGUUAAUUCUCAGGAUGUGAACAAUAAUAAUGGUGAAGUAAUUGCAUCAAAAGUUGAUUCGACUUUGUUUGCUAGAGGAUCACAUAUGCAAAGCUAUUGGAAAAGACCAGGCAGUCCUGUUGACAAAAAUGCAGUUUCUCCUAUCCUAAAGAAAUUUAAGGAGGUAAUCGAGGAAGCUGGUCUGAAGGCCUUGAUUAGUUUCCCCGUUAUACAUUGCCCACAGGCAUUUGGUGUUGUUCUAAAAGCAGAAGAGAGGGUUAAUAGCGUCGGAAAAGUGAUACCUGGCUGGAAGAUUGUAUAUUCUGGUGACACAAGGCCCUGCCCAGAGCUAGUAGAAGCAUCUCAAGGUGCAACAGUACUUAUACAUGAGGCAACUUUUGAGGAUGCUUUGGUAGAGGAGGCUAUAGCCAAAAAUCACAGCACCACAAAUGAAGCUAUAGAAAUGGGAAACUCUGCUAAUGCAUAUCGAAUCAUACUUACUCAUUUCAGCCAAAGAUAUCCAAAAAUUCCUGUACUCGAUGAAAAACACAUGCAUAAAACGUGUGUUGCAUUUGACAUGAUGAGUAUCAAUAUCGCAGAUUUGCCCCUGCUUCCCAAGGUUCUUCCAUAUUUAAAAUUACUUUUCAGAAAUGAAAUGAUAGUUGACGAAUCAAAUGAUGUCGUAGAUGCUGUGUCUUCAGCUUUUUAACAAAAUGACUCAAUUGUAUUAUUUAUUUUUGUUUGCAUAUUCUGAUUAUAUCACUAUAUCAGGCCGUGCAAUAUGGUUCAUUUUAU
This is a messenger RNA of Gastrolobium bilobum, 2939 nucleotides long. Its product is annotated as tRNAse Z TRZ4, mitochondrial. NCBI's taxonomy places the organism in Eukaryota, Viridiplantae, Streptophyta, Magnoliopsida, Fabales, Fabaceae. Gene Ontology annotation, biological process: mitochondrial tRNA 3'-end processing. The transcript is spliced from 12 exons. The coding region runs from base 157 to 2853 and encodes 898 amino acids. Gene Ontology annotation, molecular function: 3'-tRNA processing endoribonuclease activity. Gene Ontology annotation, cellular component: mitochondrion. The record is from RefSeq and is a predicted model, not a curated record.